UUCUAGAGAGGCUGAUAAUUUUACUGUCUCAUUGUCCCCCUUCCAGAAUGGGCUCUGCAUGGGCCCCCUGGGUGACAGCUCUGCUAGUGAAUCUGAUCAGGCUGAAUUUCUCCAUCACUCAAGACAGAGACUCUCCAGAAGAUUUUGUGAUUCAGGCAAAGGCUGACUGUUACUUCACCAAUGGGACAGAGAAGGUGCAGUUUGUGGUCAGAUUCAUCUUCAACUUGGAGGAGUAUGCACGUUUCGACAGUGACCUGGGCAUAUUUGUGGCACUGACAGAGCUGGGGCGGCCUGAUGCUGAGCACUGGAACAACCGCCCAGAUAUACUGGAGAGGAGCAGAGCCUCUGUGGAUUUGCUCUGUAGACAUAACUACUAUUUGGGGGCCCCCUUCACUGUAGGGAGAAAAGUACAACCAGAGGUGACAGUGUACCCAGAGAAGACCCCAUUCUUGCAUCAGCACAACCUGCUGCUCUGCUCUGUGACAGGCUUCUAUCCAGGGGACAUAAAGAUCAGGUGGUUCUGGAAUGGACAGGAGGAGAGAGCUGGGGUUAUGUCCACUGGUCUUCUUAGGAAUGGAGACUGGACCUUUCAGACCAUGGUGAUGCUGGAAGUGACUCCUUCACUUGGAGAUGUUUACAGCUGCCUUGUUGAGCACCCCAGUCUGUCGAGUCCUAUUUCUGUGGAGUGGAGAGCACAGUAUGAAUAUUCUUGGAAAAAGAUACUUGGUGGAGUUGCAGCCUUCCUAUUUGGGCUACUUUUCCUUCUGGUGGGGAUCGUCAUCCACCUCAGGGCUUGGAAAGGUCUCAAGAGGUGUUCUACCGAAGCCGUACUCAGGUCCUAAUCAAAGCUCUCCUGAAGCCUGAAGUUGUGUCAAGUGGCCUGGGCCAUGGUGAGGUAAAGGACAUUCUAGAGGUCGCCAUUUUGGGAAGGACUUUUUUCCUUGAUCCUGGAGUCCUGAAUGGAUUUUGGAGUUUUGUGCUGUGAGAGCACGCAUCUCCCUCCCUCUGUCCUUUCUUUUGCUUGUGUGCUUCAUUAGUUCCCAUUUCCAAAGACUCAAUCCAGAAAUUUCCUGAAUUCCUAAAUCUGUCUUUCAACUGCAGUCUCAACUGUCUUCAGCAGACAAAUGCUUAGUCACUGUUUCCAGUUACUAUUUUUUAAAAGAAAAUUAUUGCAAAAUAAAGUGGAGAUACAGAUAACCACACAAAAUGUAUGACUUAAUGGAUUAUUGAAGGCAGAACCCCUGUAGUCAUCACUCAGGUCAAGAAAUAGAACUUUGCCAGCCACUACAAAAGUUUCCAUGUGCCUCAGGACAAUCAAACCCCCUUCAUCCCAUUUACAGUAACUCCUUUCUCGUAGUUAUUUACAGCUUAUUUACCCAAGUGUGAUUCCUGCACACCACGCUUAGUUGUCUGUUAUGUCUCAUGGGUUUCACGGGUUUCUUCUCCAUCCCCUUCUUUUCAUUAUGAUUAAUUCAUGGA
This is a messenger RNA of Sciurus carolinensis (gray squirrel), 1479 nucleotides long. Its product is annotated as HLA class II histocompatibility antigen, DO beta chain-like. Lineage: Eukaryota; Metazoa; Chordata; Mammalia; Rodentia; Sciuridae. The record is from RefSeq and is a predicted model, not a curated record. The transcript is spliced from 5 exons. Gene Ontology annotation, molecular function: MHC class II protein complex binding. Bases 48 to 842 code for a protein of 264 amino acids. Gene Ontology annotation, biological process: immunoglobulin production involved in immunoglobulin-mediated immune response; immune response; peptide antigen assembly with MHC class II protein complex. Gene Ontology annotation, cellular component: MHC class II protein complex; membrane.